UUUCCCACCACUACACUGCACAAUUUUCCCACCCCCCACCCACACAAGCACACUGCAAACUGGUCGAAGGUGUUUGGAAAUGUUCGAUAUUUGUGUUAAAAAAUAAAACCCAACCAAGAAAAACGAUGUAUUAAAGCGUUAAUUGAACAGUGCUAAGGCCAGUGACUACAUGUAUUUCGGAAAGUACAGGAUUCCCAGAAGUGCAUAGGCCCCAGCGAAGGCCACCAUACACACACUUUGUGCUCCCCAGCUCCACAAAAAGGAAACCAAAGAUUUCCGUGCUACGAAGAUGUGUCUAUACUACAGAGUAACUGUAUAAAGUGGUGUGCGUGAGUGCGUGAGAGCUCGUGUGUAGGUGUGUAGGCUGUGUGCAUGUGUGUGUGCUGUGUGCGACCCAGCCAGGCUACUAUGGCAGUGCGGGCAUCUGCAUGUGUGUGUGUGUAGCACACUGAAAGAAUCAAUAAAGGAUGUGCUGUGGAUUUCAUUGCUGGCAGAGCGAAAAAGGACAAAACAACGACCGAGAAGUGGUAGUAGGGACAACAACGAAAAGUGCUCGAUAAUUGGCAAGAAUCCCCGCCCCGUUUCAACUAAAACCCGCCCCCCACCCCGUCGACCGGGAGUGGAAUAUACCAAAAAAAAUAAAUAAAAGAAAACAUUUUUUUCCUCCAAUCAACACUUGUAACGGUAAUACAAAAAAAAAACAAUUGUGAAUGGCCGUAGGGGCUGUGGCGUAGUAGAAAAAUACAAAAAAAAUAUCCCUACACUCUUUGAGUAUACCGGGCAUACAAAUAGAUAAUAAACGAAUUACACAAAUACAAGUACGUACAUCGCGGUAGCGGAAUCGGAAUCGGAUCUCGGGGUAAAAUCAAUUGGAAAUUGAAAACUGAAAACUGAAAUAGGAGGCCGCCUCCUGCACAUCCCAUCAUCAUCAUGAAGUUCUGCCUGGUGAUAACGAUGCUGGUGUCCAUUGCAUACUCUGUGGAGGUGCACUUUGAGGCACCAGAUAGCGGAUUCUUCCUGAAGCACGCCCGCCAACCACCUGUGACGCCGGAAAUAGCAAACAUACAGCAGACAUCGUCAUCGCCGCCACUGAAGGCGCGCUCCUCCUACGAUUCGGUGCUCUCGCUGGAUCGCUUCACGGUGGUGGAGACCACACAGCCGGUGUCCAUACGCGCCAGCUAUGGCCCAUUCUCCACCAAGCAGACAGUCCCGGCCCGCUACAUUGUACCGGACACAAUGGACAACAACAACCAGAACAACAACAACAACCAGGGAGGAGGAGACUACAUGAGCAACUCCACCGCCACGCUGCUGGAGCUGCAGCAACCGAACAUGCAUCUGGAUAUCUCGGCGCAUUUGGUCAGGGCGAGCGUAUCGCAGGACUCGCCCGUGCUGCGUGUUCUCUUCCAUGCUGGCGCCGAUCCUGGUGGUCAUCUGCAGCGCCAGAAGGUCUGCGUCCUGCUGCACGUGGCCAUGGGCACAGAACAGCCGCUGAAGGGCCGCUGCAUGCCUGAGGGCGAGGAUGGGGUGUGUGUGGCCGAAGUGGUGGUGCCGCUCAGCUGGUGGCCAGCGAUUCCGGCGCCCCAGCGCAAGGACAACGCCCCAGCACUGCCGCCCAAGGUACCGCAACGCUAUGCGCAGGUCUCGUACAGCGUCUUUGAGCCACCGCUGCGCAAUCCGGAGCAGUGCGAGCCGAAAGUACAGAUCCAGCCCCUUACCACAUUCGCCCAGGUGCCGCUGAUGCCCGCCAAGACGCCGUUCAAGGAGCUGCGGGCCGACGACUCGGUCACCUUCCUACUGCCCCAGCACCCGCUCUAUCCCAUGUCCAAGCUCCAUGUCCCCGUCUUUCUGCACCAGUAUGUGGAUCAGCGGGUGGCCGCCUUCACGGUGCGGGCGCGGGUCAAGGCUGGGCUAAGGAUCAUGGGAGCCACCGCCUCCACCGACCAGUGGAGCGUAUCGAUUGAGAAGGAGAAUCCCAAGCAUACCACCGCACGGGUCACGGCCUUCCGGAAGGAGCAGGAAUCCAGCAUGGAGUCCGCCAUGGCUGGGAAUCUCACCAACGAAUCGUUCGAGGUCUUCUCGUGGCUGCUGGAGGUGGCCGAGGACACCAACGACAUUGUGGAUGGUGGCAAGAUCGUGUGGUCUGUGACCCACGUCUAUGACACGCCCAAGGACAAGGACUCCAGCGAACUGAUUGCCACAGACGACACAAAGAAGCGACUGAUUGCCAAGCUGGAGAUCAACAAGGAUGACAUCCAGGCAGUGCUGCCAAUGGCCAAGAUCUGGGAGGUGAUGAACACGGCCGUCCUAACCGGACGCCAGGUGGCCCAGGCCAUGAAGGUGUUCAUUGUCUCCCAGGCAGGCAAGGUGGCCGAUGUGACGCUCCAGAGUUCCUGCCAUGCGGAGGAUGAGAGUGUGAUUAAGGUUUCCUCCUCCUGCAGCUCUGUCUAUGUGGAUGGCUCUGAGCAGCGUGGCUCCUCGAACGCCUCGGUUAUUGUCAAAUACGGCACAUAUGUGGGCAUUGCAAAGUUCAUUGUUUGGAUGCCAGAAUUCCCGCUGGAGGUCUACAUAUCAGACUAUCGUUUGUCCCAGAUCAAGGGCUGGAAAGUGACGGAUGAUAAUCAUUAUCUACACAAUAAACAAUCGCGUCGCAGGAAGAAGCGCUCGUAUGUGUGGGGCCAAAGCCAGGGCCAGCAUGGCAGCAACUAUUACAACAAUCUUGGGGCAGACAAGACCAUCUGUCGGGCACGCUACCAGCAGAGUCCCGUGGAGGUCUAUGCCAAGUUCCUGGCCGUUGAUCAGAACUCUGGACGCACCAGUUACUUCAUCUCACGGCGAACGGGUCUGCGGGUCACGGAUCUCGUGCAGCCACUGCUACGCGUAGCCGAUCCCAAGAUUGCCUCGCUCAAGGGCCGUAUACUGCAGGGCAAGUCCAUGGGUCGCACCGAUGUGCAGGUUCUAUCGCCCAUCACGGGCCGCGUCAUCGGCACCAAGGAGAUCCGUGUUGGCAGCGACAAGGUGAAUCUCUCGAAGCUGAUUGUCCGCGUGAUUUCGGGGCUGCAGCUAACGAUCACGCCGGACAAUACCAUCGAGAAUGGCUACCUGGCGGAGACCUCGGUCACCCACAAGCUGACGGCCCAGUAUCAGGAGGGGCUGCUCGACAUCGAUCUGGAGUUCAAUGACGGCUCCAAGACCCCCUUGAGGGACAUUGCUGUGGAGGACUACUUCCUGCUGGUGGAGAGUCUCGAUACUGAGGUGGUGGCCUUUGCCCCCAUGCUGGCCUCCCACCAUCCCCGUGUGAUUGCUGUGGGCGAGGGCAAUGGCAAUCUGCUGCGUGUCACACUCCUGCUUUCCGAGGAGUGCCGCACGCGCAGGAGCACUCUGGGCACCGGCAAGCAGAACAAAUCGAAUGUGGCACCGCUGGCCAGUGCCUUGGCCUCCAUUGAGGUGGACUUCAACAAUGUGGACAUUGUCAGCAAGCAGGAGGCCAUACAAAACGAUGGAACUGUGGGCCGUGGCGAGCGCAAGAAUUUCCGUCAAACGGCAGGCGACCUAGCGGACAUUAUUGUUGGAAUACCUUUGCGGGACUCUAGCCAGCAGUAUGAGCCCACUGUCCAGGCCCGACAGCAUCGCGGCAGCAGCAUUCAGGCCUCGCAUAAGAAUCACUUCAACGGCAAGGGCGGCACUGGCACCAUGUCCUCCAUGGAGCUGGGCAUGUAUGUCCUUCUAACGGCCUUCUGCUUCGCCAUCAUUGUGUUUGUGAUCUCGUGCGUGGUGUAUGCCUCCAAAUUCCGACCGGCAUUGAUUGAAUCCGGUCUGGAUCCAUUGUCGAUGGGCAAGGGCAGUGGCGGAGGCGGUGGCGGGGGCAUAUCUGGCGGUGGUUUUCGCGAUGUACGCCUCAAGGAGUCCACCACAAACGCCCAUGACUGGGUCUGGCUGGGACGCUCCACCAUUGAUCGGCAGUCGGUGGUGGCAGAAACGAAUACACACUUGAAUCCACGCGAUUCCCGCAUGCGCAUCACUAGCAAUCCGAUCAUCAACUACGACAAUGGACGUCGCGUCAGCUCCUUUGAUCAGCAGCCCAAGCUGCAAACGCAUAUUGUGCCGGCCUCCAAUUUGAAUAAACAGCAUGCAGAUCACUAUUUGGCCAAUGAGCGUAAGGAGCUUCCUGGAGGAGCCCUGGACUAUAAACCGCCAGUACCGCCGCAUAGGAAUGUGGGGGCCAGAGCGUGUCUGCCGAUCGUCCAGCCACCAGCAGUAGCAGCAGUAGCUCCGGCACCAGUUCCAGUGAAGGAGGUGGCCAAUAAACGGCACAGUCAGCUCUAUAAACGGGAGCAUUUGCAGAGCAGCAGCAUCAUCAACAAUAAUAAUAACAACAACAGCAGUGGCAGCAGCACUGGCCUUAGCAAUGCCAGCGAUAAUAACAACACCAAUAAACAGCAACAGCAACAUAAACUGCAGCCACUGGAACGUCCGCAACAUCAGCGCAGUCAUAGCCAUAGCCAUAGCCACAAUUUUAGCCAGGAGCCAGCAGGUGCCAUCAUCAAGGCGGCACACAAUAAAAUCAAGCAACAGCAGCAGCAGCAGCACCACGAGGAACUGCACAACGCUGAGAAGCUAGUGGAGUACACAAAUCCACAUCAGAAGAAUGCAUUUCAAUUCGAUUCGCUGACACCAAAGAGAGUAACCAAAGCAGCAGCAGUAGCAGCAGCAGCGGCAGCAGCUGUACAGAAAGCCAAGGAUAACCACAGCAUGGUUAGCAGCACUGGGGAUGCGGCCAAUUCGAAUGGCAGCGAUGAGAUAAUGCGGCUACCAUCGUCUGCCAGUGUCAGUGGCAGUGCCAUCAGUCAUGUGCCGGUGCCGGUGCCAACAACAAAAUCAUCGCGCGUUAAGCGUGCCACAGUCGUGGGAAAUCCGAUGUUCUCGGCCACCGUCGAUGAUACAGAGACACCCGGUGAGCGUCUGGGUCUGGAUGAUCUCGAUAUGGACUACGAACAGAUCAUGCAUUACUUUGAUAAUUUAAAGGAAUCAAAUGCCUGAGUGCAAGAGAUCAUUGCUAAAAUUCGCGAAAUAUUGUCAACGUUCCAUCAGCAAUAUCAGAAUGUGGCCACGCCCAUGACAACGCCUACACGCAAACAGAUGCAAAUGCUCGAUGAGCUGGUAGCAUCAACAGCAAACACCACACCAACAACCAGCAAAACAAUAUCGCCAUUGCCACAGGAGGAGAAUGUGGAGAUCGGUGCUGAUGCUGCUGCUGCUGCUGCAGCGGCGGCGGCGGCGGCAACCACUGCAUUCGAUGCCUAUGACGGAGCGCUGAAUAUCGAGAGCAGGCAGUUCUAGGGACAAGCAACACACAGAAACACACAAACGGCAUCUGAACGCAAUUCUAGCAAUACCUUUUUCUUAAUGGAGGAACCCAACCCCAGCCCAGGGCUAUGUGGCAUAUCCAAUGCUGAAAUGGAAACCAAGUCGGAAACGAAACUGAAGGAGGAAUGAGGAAGGAGGGUAGCCAGCAGCAGCAUGGGAAGCAAUGGGAGGAGGAGUACGAGGAGCAGUGCAAGCAACAACAAAAACAAAAACCAUAUUUAUUGCUAGGCUAAGUUCAUAUUUAAAGCAUAUAUAUAUAUAUAUAUAUAUACUAUAUGUUUGUAUGUUAUGUGGAGAUACAUAUCCAAAAUGUAUCUCGAGGAGCGCGUGCUUGACACAAUCGGCGGAAAACACACAGACACAAAAACCCACACACACACACACACACAGACGGACACAUUUGGUAUAUGCACAUAACUCAUGGAUGCAGCAUACCCUGCCCCUCCCCCCCCUCCGUAUAUAAGUAUAUAUACGACGUAGUUAAGGAUCAGCCAUCAAAAGCAUAGCUUAAUCCAAAACAAAACAAAAAAACCACAAAAAAAAAAACAACGCCAUUUUUUCUCUCCGCUUCAGCAUCUAGAUAAUUGCCAUAUCCCAUCGCUGCUUUAGUUCUCACACAUAAGUAACUCGAUCUCUCGGUACCCCGAUUGCAUAUCCUACAAAUUGUAAUACUUCUCGUCGAAUCAUCAAAAGAAAGUCUCUCUCUUUUGUGUGUGUGCCAUAAGAUAGAAAGGGAGAGAGUGAGAGAGAUAUAAUAAGAGAGAGAGAGAGAUAGAGAAGUUUCCACAAAAUGUGCCGGGCACCGCUCCCAAAAGUCGCUAGAACUUAAAAACUGAAUAAUAUACAUAUAUGUACACGAUAAAUAUGAAUAUAUAUUUAUGAUUAUAUAAAGUGCGCGCUAACAAAACAACAACAACAAACAAAACACAAAACCAACAAUUUAAAGUAAAAGCUACAAUACAAAAACCGGACAAGCAUUAUCCGUGAAACGAAACGGAGCUAUGAAAAGAAAAACCCAUUGCUUUAUCACCUAAAAAUACCAAUCAUAAAUCUUAAACUAAAUCGAAAAAAAAAACCACACACACACUCACACAAACAAAAAAUGGAUAUAUAGACGCUUAUGAGCUUUAUUUGAUCGAUUCAAUGCAUUAAAGAAUGAAAACGAAGCGAAACGAAAAAACAUAUGGAUGGGGAAAUGUGUAACCAAAUAUUAUAUGAUAUUACUGAGCGAUCCAAGCUUUAUCUAACAAAUUUACCAAUAUUUAGAGCAUACGAGCAAAUAUUUAUUAUUAUUAUUAUUCUAUUAUUAUUAUUGCCAUUAUUAUUGAUUACGAUUACGAUUACGAUUAUUGUAUUUAUUACCAAGUGCAAAAUUCAAACAAAAACUGAGAGCCCUAAACCAUAUUUUGAAUAGCAAAAUUACACACACACACACAAACAAACACACAAUGCCUACGAGUAUAUAUAUGCAUAAUCGCGAAUAUAUCUAGACAUAUAUACUAAAUAUAUAUAUUCAUUCACGCGCUCUCUUUAUACGUACGCAUACGUGUAUAUCUUUGUAUCCAUGUGUAACUGCAUCCUGCAACUGUAUCUAUUCGUUUAUCCACGCAUUAUCCCCCCACACGCAUAUUGAUGUAUUCGGAUAUACGGAUAUAGGUACACAUAUAUCAUAGCACCCGAAGCUACUUCAUUCCAUUAGCAAAUCAUAGAUCAUAGACAUAAUCUAUUCUUACAUAUCUAGUUUUAUUUCUGUCUGUCUUUUGUCUUCUCUCAUCUGUCAUCUGCUGUUUAAGUCUGUUCAAUUUCGUUGUAAGAUCUGUUCACACAACUAUAUGUACCACAACUAAUUCUAUAUAUAGUAUAUGUUAGAUAUAUAUAUAUAUUUAUUAAAUGCAUGUUCACAGUGUCACAUCUUUAGUUUAUAGUUUAGAGGCCAUCUAAGUAUUAUGUUCUUGUGUUCCACACACCCUCUGUUGAACCACACACACACACACACACACACAUCAUUGUUUCAUAAUCAUAUGUUGUAAAUUGUUCCGUCCAAAAAAAAAAAAAACAAAAAAA
Drosophila pseudoobscura is the source of this 7431-nucleotide messenger RNA. RefSeq names its product transmembrane protein 132C dtn (gene dtn). NCBI's taxonomy places the organism in Eukaryota, Metazoa, Arthropoda, Insecta, Diptera, Drosophilidae. The record is from RefSeq and is a predicted model, not a curated record. The transcript is spliced from 13 exons. Bases 931 to 5040 code for a protein of 1369 amino acids.